Messenger RNA from Amoebophrya sp. A25, 3022 nucleotides. The record is from the annotation of a GenBank genome assembly. Lineage: Eukaryota; Dinophyceae; Syndiniales; Amoebophryaceae.
UCUCAAGACAACUCAGUCCCUUUCCCAUACUCCAUAAUAAAUUCUCAUUUCUAUACUCCUUAAAACUGAAGACCAGACGACACUAGUUUCCUUAACAUCAAAUGAGUACAUUUUAAUAUGUAAACAUGCAGCAAGAGCAAGCAUCAACAGCAGGAGUCUCAUCCUCGAUUCGAAGACCACGAGUAAGAUGAUGUGAUAACAUUCUCCACUGACUAACUACAACUACUUACUUACAUGAUUGAUAAUGGAGGCCACUACAUCGAUUCCCGCUGGGCGGCCGCUCCCGUCUGUGUCACCAACUGCAGGUCAGCCAGGCCCUACGGAGGAAACUGAGAACAAAAAGCAACUUCGGGAAAGUUCAAACUCUGUCAGUGCCACUUCUGCUUCUCCGACGCGCUCUCCCCUGUCUUCUUCUGAAACGUCGGAGCCGGCAGCAGCUUCGACCCUUUUGGAACAGCAAGAUCGAGAACAAGUCAAUAAAGGUGCGGCACAAUUUGCUGCCCCGUGGUCUGACACUACUUGCAUGAAGAUCGUCGGGGAUAGAAGUAGAACAACCACAAGAACGGACGACGAACAGACGGGCGAUCUCAUUCUCGCAGAUCAUGGACCACAGGUGACGAAAGGCGGUCGGGACGAGAUGGGGGCCAUCCGUAAUGCUAAAAAUGAGGUGGAUACCGUAGACAUGGACGAGCAGGCGCAUAACUAUAAUCAUUAUGAAGAUGGUGAUGAAGACCAGAAAGAUGACAUUAUUAUGGAGACCACGUCUGAUGAAUCUAGUAAGGUGCCGGAAGCAACGAGGACCAAUGUUGAGGAAGGGGAUGAUCCUCAGGGUUGUACACCGCUAUUUUGUACAACAACUACGGAAGUCAAGGGUGACGCAGUCAUGCUCCCGGUCGCGACCGCUUCGCUCGACACAGCUCAACAUGUUGGUGAAAGAAAGAACGAUGGAACUUCUCAACGGCAAGACGUGGAGGAGAUGAAAAACUUAGAAGAAGUUGCAGGAGCUGCAGCUUCUAAGGUAACUACAACUCCUAACGAAUACCGUGCAGCUAGUGCUGGCAGUUCUUUGGAUGUGGGUGAUGCUUCUGGUUCUUGUUGUGAUCAUGUUGGUGAAAGAACCGAGAAAAUGGGUGUUGCAGCUUUGGAAGCAUGUGAAGAGGAGGAAGGUGUUGAAAUAAGCUUGAUUUUCAAAAUGGAAGAUACAACAAGUCGUGGCUCAUUGGAUUUUUCUACUGCAACAGGUGCUGUUGAAAAGGCUCAUGGGGAUGCGCAAGACCAAGCACGCGAGCCGUCUGGACAGGGUGAAGACGGGGGACAAGAACAAGGGAAUGAUGUGGAUAUGGAGGUGGAAUGUGCAGAUGAACAUGAUGCGCAAGCCAUAGCCGAAAGUAGGCCCCUGGAAGAAACUUCUCAGCCUGAAGCUGUAAAACAGCAAGAUGUUGACGCGUUUGAUGCAUCGGGCUCGCCAUCUAGCGCAACGCCUCCUGAUGCGUCGCCUCAGGAUGAUAGAGUCAGCAAUGCUAUUGCAACGAUGUCAGAUGAGCAGCAAAACUCAAAUCCUACCGAAGUAGGCGGUGGAGCGGGCCUGUUGCUCGAUGGCUCUCAGCCAGGUACAAGCAGUUCUUCGACUACGCCGAACAAGAGUGCUGGCGUAACAGAAGCGAACUCUUUAAGCGCUCAGCCUGUAGAAUACGUCACGCCCUUGAAUCCACGAUCAGUCCCAGCGAAUGAACGCACUCUGCCGCGCCCUCGUGGGCCGUUCAUUUAUUGCGCGCCAAUUGUAGGCGACAUAGUACGCUUGGCGGACGUUCGCGAAGAAGAUCUAUUGGCGGCAGGUACAGCUCCAGCAGACACGCAGUCGUCCUCAUCUUCUACAGCUGGCGCAACAGUUCACAAAAAUCUUGAUAAACUACAGGGAUCAUUAGCGUCGCUGGAUAGCGACCAGAAGAUGCACACUGUUACAGCAGACGAAGAAAGCACGAGCCUCGUCAUGGCAGCGACGAAUGUGGAUCAAAAUACCUCUUCGCACGACUCUAACGAAGUCCCAGACUUUGGGCGCGUGCUGGAGGUGAUCACCAACCGUGAGGAGUUUUGUUACAAGUACGGCGCGACGCAUCCGAAAGUGAUGCUUUCCCUAGCGACGGAGCGCUCUCGAGAACUGCGGCACGCAGGGUUCAACUCCCAGCGCUGGAUGAAAACAUUUGAGCUCGAUCGCAAUCCCAUCGUCAAAGUGCGCCUUCUCUACAACACCGCCAAGCUUCGCGCUCGCUUCUCUGCAUGGCGGGACAAAAUUCAUACAGCCUUUGACGUGCAAGUCGCGAAGGUGGUGGAAAAACUACCCGCAGAGGAUCCAACUUCCAGGAGUGCAGAAACUUGCAAAAGCACUGGGCUAACGAUCAGUGAGGCGUGGGCUCGUGGUUUGUUGUCGCCAGAGGCGGGGGCAGAAGUACGCAAAGGAAAAGACGAGAAUGACGCCCCUCUAGCUGCUCACGCAAUUACGGACUCUUCAAACGACAACGAUAACGAACGAGUUCGACUCCUGAGCGAAUUCUACGUGGUAGGAACACGAGAAUGUGGAAGAGCAACAGCCUGCUCCUCACCGGCCGCGACAAAUGUGGAAGAGCAACAGCCUGCUCCUGAGGGUGAAAGAGAGUUUUUGCCUGGCAGCUUCGGCGAGAAUGCUUCAGCAGUUCAUCAUGGCGAAACUAGGACAACUGAAGGAAAGGCGACCAGAGAAAGCGCUUAUGGCGAGAUUCUGUACACGCCGGUUGUCGUUUUUAUUCGGGCGGACGAACUAGUGACUUUUUCUCGCGACCCUGUGAUGAGCCGCCUCGAGCGAGAGCCACCAGAAGCGGAUAUCAUCGCGGCCAAAAAGUACCUAACUGCACGAAAGAAGUCAAUCGCGUCAAGGUGGGUGCGAAAUCAACAUCAAGAUCCAGAGGCCGCUGUAGCUGAAGACAACCACAACAGCGCCCACAACAUCAUGAGAGUUGUUGCUUCAGGAGCAGAAGUAGCUGAGGGA